This is a messenger RNA of Rhododendron vialii, 801 nucleotides long. Its product is annotated as protein MICRORCHIDIA 4-like. The transcript has 9 exons. The record is from RefSeq and is a predicted model, not a curated record. The coding region runs from base 1 to 801 and encodes 266 amino acids. NCBI's taxonomy places the organism in Eukaryota, Viridiplantae, Streptophyta, Magnoliopsida, Ericales, Ericaceae.
AUGGAACUGACCUUUUGUGCUGUUUCUCUCUGCUGCGUUGCUUCCUCAAGCCCACAAGUUGCGGAGGCUGCCGGCGACCCAAACCCAGAGAUUGUAGACGCCCAACGGAACGGCCAGAGAACAAUCGGCGGAUCUGGAGGCCAACAGACCGAGAGGUGGAUCAGUCAGUCAACGAAACUGGAUGAAGAUGGUUGUCCGAAAGUUGUUUUUUCAGAGAACCAAGAUCUUUAUGACGAUAUGCGAGAGCAAGAUUGGUUGAAGGAAAAAGAGGUUCCCCGGUUGAAGAAAGAGAACUGCCAGUUGAUAGAGAGGUUGAAAUCGGUGGAAGAAAUUCUUAUAUGUGAUUUGCAGGAAGAGAACCGCCAAUUGAAAGAAAGGUUGAAGCAAAUGGGAGAAGAUAUUAUAGGUGAUUUGCAACGUGAUACACAAAAGCUCGAGGAGGCAUCACGAAAGAUUGAGGAAAUGAAUAAGGUUGGGGAGAAUUUAAGAGAUAUUCUAUCAGAGGAGAGAAAGCGGCAAGACAUUAAGAAGGAAAAUUUGAGAACCAAGUUAAAGGAUGAUGCAUCAAAUACCAUCAAUGGGUUGUUUGGAAAGGUGACGCAAUUGGAACAAACGGUUUUCAGUGAUUUGCAUAAUGAAAAAGAUAGGUGCAAGUCACUUGAGACUAAGCUUGACAAGGCAUUACGAGAGAAUGAGCAAAUGGAUAAGGCAUUACGAGAGAAUGAGCAAAAGGACGAGAUGCUUGAUAUGGCAUUACGACAGAAUGAGCGAAUGAACGAGGAACUAAAUAGGCUAAGAUGA